AUGCUGGACCUCCACCCCUCCCAAAUCACAAGCUUGCACCGCUACAACCUCGUGCACGCCGUCCCCCUCGGGCCUCUCAACCAGCACUACUCCUCCAAACUUGUCCAGCACAAUGCAGAGAACGUCAUAAACUUACCUCCAGUGCUAUCCCAUAAGUUCUGCAAAAACUGUGGAGUACUAUGGAUUCCUGGCAUCACCGUCAGCAUUCGCAUAAUCUACAGGCACAAGUCCAAGGCUCGCAAGAACAUUGUGGGGAAGAAAACUUCGGCUUCGUCCAACAAAUUCUUGCCUGGAAGACGUCUACAACAUAAAUGCUUACAGUGUAAGUAUAAGGAUUUUGACACAUCGUUGAUACAGUCAAAUGCAAAAAGCGUGGAUUUGGACGUGGAUGAAAACAAAGUGGGCGAGGCCGGUCCUAAGAAAGAAAACUCCAAGUCUAGAGAAAGAACUAAAAAGCGCAAAAAGAAUACCCUUGGAAGCCUCCUUGAAGAGAAGAAAAAGCAACAAGCAGCAGCAAAGGGCGGUCUUAACUCAUUGAACUUGAUGGAGUUCAUGAAAUAA
Suhomyces tanzawaensis NRRL Y-17324 is the source of this 561-nucleotide messenger RNA. RefSeq names its product Snm1p (gene SNM1). Gene Ontology annotation, cellular component: nucleolar ribonuclease P complex. Bases 1 to 561 code for a protein of 186 amino acids. Gene Ontology annotation, biological process: tRNA processing. The record is from RefSeq and is a predicted model, not a curated record. The transcript has a single exon. NCBI's taxonomy places the organism in Eukaryota, Fungi, Ascomycota, Pichiomycetes, Serinales, Debaryomycetaceae.